Molecule: messenger RNA, 4515 nt
Organism: Anopheles coustani
Lineage: Eukaryota; Metazoa; Arthropoda; Insecta; Diptera; Culicidae
Product: multidrug resistance-associated protein 1-like
Exons: 6
Coding region: 1-4515 (1504 amino acids)
Biological process (GO): transmembrane transport
Cellular component (GO): membrane
Molecular function (GO): ATP binding; ATP hydrolysis activity; ABC-type transporter activity
Source: RefSeq, a predicted model, not a curated record
AUGACAUUUGAAGAGUUCUGUGGGGGUCCCUUUUGGGACGAUGAGCUAACAUGGCGCGAAGAAAACCCAGAUCUUACUUUUUGCUUUCAACGCAUCAUCCUACAAUGGACACCAUGCUUCUUCCUGUACGUUUUCUCCGUCUACGAAGCGUACCGCAUCAUCACCAGCCGAUACCGGGACAUACCGUGGAACUGGUUCAACCUUUCCAGGAUGGGCUUCACCUUCGCGCUGAUGGUGAUGUCCUGGGUGGAUCUCGGUGUGGUCGUACAGAAUAUUGACGAGCCGGAAGUGUUCGAUGUGCAGAUAUUGGUGGCCAUUUUCAAUGCGCUCGCUUACAUCCUUGCGUUGGCGCUAUACUUCUUCUACCGGAAGUAUGGUAUCCGAAGCACCGGAACAAUGUUCAUCUUCUGGUUCCUGAAGGCAUUCUUCGGUAUCAUACAGAUACGCACGGAAGCGCAACUGCACGAAAAACGCGGCUCUGGUACGGGUGACUUUGCCGAGUUCCAAUUCGUUAGCUUCACAAUCCAGUACACGUUUACGUGUGUCGUGCUGCUGCUUGAGCUCUUCCCAGAUCGCGAGCCACGCUACAGCGAGUUCGCCAAGUUGAAAAAUCCCAAUCCCGAGCUCAAGAGUAGCUUCUUCUCGCGCCUGUUCUACUUGUACUUCAAUUCGUACGCAUGGCGUGGAUUCCGCAAGCCACUUACCGAUGACGACAUGUACGAUCUCAACCCGGAGGAUACGUCGCGCGAGCUGUGUCCACCGUUCGAUAAGUACUGGUACGAAAGUGUGGAAAAGGGCCGCCGUAAGCAAAUCAAGGCAGACAAGAAAGCGGGCAAAGCGGGAUUGGUGUACAAACCAAACGCAGCCACUAACGGAUCCGUUCUCCCGGCAAUGGUUAAAGCCUAUGGUGGACCGUUCUGGUUCGCCGGUAUGCUGCAGUUCGCUAUUUCGGGGCUCCAGUUUGCGUCACCGUACCUGAUGCAGGAGCUCAUGGCCGUCAUUGCGCUGGAUGGACCGUUCUGGAAGGGAAUGAUCAUUACCUUAGGGUUGUUCCUCACAUCGCUGCUGAUUGCGCUCUUCAACGGACAGUAUUUCCACCGAACAUUCCUGGUUGGGUUCCGCAUUCGCACGGGGUUGAUCAGCGCUAUCUAUCGGAAGGCAAUGCGUAUUUCUAGCUUCGCGAAGAAGGACACCACCGUCGGAGAGAUUGUGAACUUGAUGGCCGUCGAUGCUCAGCGGUUCUUUGAGUUGACGUCCUACCUGCACGUCCUGUGGUCUGCUCCGUUGAUCAUUGCGCUCUGUAUCUACCUGCUUUACGAGCUGCUGGGAGCUGCGGUGUUCGCUGGGCUGGGUGUGAUGGUGAUCAUGAUCCCGAUCACAGGAUUUAUUGCGACACGUAUGCGAGAUUUGCAAGUCGAACAGAUGGAGAUCAAGGACGAGCGAGUGAAAAAGAUGAACGAGAUCCUCGGUGGCAUCAAAGUGCUGAAGCUGUACGCCUGGGAGCCGAGCUUCCAAGAUACGGUCGUGACAGUGCGUAACGAAGAGCUGGACGUGCUGAAGCGGGCCGCAUACUACGGUGCCGGUACGUACUUCGUCUGGACGAUGGCCCCAUUCCUGGUUACACUGGCCUCGUUUGCGGUGUUCGUCAUGUCGGACGAGGAGAACGUGCUCGAUCCGCAGACUGCGUUCGUGGCGUUGGCUCUGUUUAACAUUCUGCGUUUCCCACUGGCCAUGUUCCCGAUGAUGAUUACGUUCGCAAUGCAGGCCUGGGUGUCAAUUAAGCGUAUCGACAAGUUCAUGAACAGCGAGGAACUGGAUCCCAACAAUGUCACCCAUAACAAGAGCGAUAAUGCAGUGGAAGUGAAGGAUGGUACCUUCUCCUGGGGUGACGAUGCACCGACGUUGAAGAACAUCAACAUAGCGCUCCGCCGGGGAAAACUUUCCGCUGUUGUCGGUGGUGUGGGAACGGGAAAAAGCUCCCUGAUUUCGGCCCUCCUGGGAGAGAUGGAGAAGAUGAAAGGAUCAGUGAACACUGACGGAACGAUUGCGUACGUUCCUCAACAGGCGUGGAUCCAAAAUGCCACACUCCGGGAUAACAUUCUAUUUGGAAAACCCUUCGACCAGAGGAAGUAUGACAACGUCAUCGAGUGUUGUGCUCUGAAGCCCGAUUUGGCGAUGCUUCCCGGUGGAGACACGACGGAAAUCGGUGAGAAAGGUAUCAACCUUUCCGGAGGACAGAAGCAGCGUGUCGCUUUGGCUCGAGCUGUGUACGCCGAUUCUGACAUCUACCUGUUUGACGAUCCUCUUAGCGCCGUGGAUGCCCACGUAGGAAAGCACAUCUUCGAGAAGGUGGUCGGACCAUCGGGAAUGCUGGUAGGAAAGUCGCGACUGCUCGUCACACACGGAAUAUCGUUCCUUCCGUACGUGGAAGAAAUAUUUGUCAUGAAGGAUGGUGAAGUCUCGGAGAGCGGAUCUUACCAAGAGCUGCUUGAUCAAAAAGGAGCCUUUGCCGAGUUCCUCACACAACACAUCCAGGAGCUGGAAGAUGAAGACGAAGAUGAGUUGAAGCUCAUACAGGAGGCACUCAAGGAUGGUGAGGGUAAGAAAAUCGUACAGCGUGCCAUGUCAACCCGCUCGGAGCGUUCUGGCAGCAGUAACGGAAGUAUUCGCAAGAAGCGCGUUAGCCGGGCGGAAUCCCGUAACAGCAACAAACCACGAGCUGUAGAAGCACCGGCUCAACUCCCAUCGGCGGCCACACUGAUCGAGAAGGAAGAAUCCGCCACCGGUUCGGUCGGGUACGUCGUGUACCUGAAGUACUUCAAGGGCAUCGGUUUGUGGCUCGGCUUUUGGUCGAUCUUCUUCAGUACGAUCAAUCAGGGUGCAUCGAUCUACGCCAACAUCUGGCUCACCGAUUGGUCCGAGGAUCCGGAAGCGGCGACGGAUAAUUCGGUGCGUGAUAUGUACCUCGGAGUGUACGGUGGACUUGGCGGUGCCCAGUCGAUCGCACUGUUAAUCGCGUCCAUCGCUCUAGCGCUCGGAUGUGUACGAGCGGCGCGAGAAUUGCACAACAGCCUGCUCGAAAGCUCCCUGCACAUGCCGAUGUCUUUCUUCGACACCACGCCGCUUGGUCGUAUCAUGAACCGUUUCUCGAAGGAUGUCGAUGUGGUUGACAAUAUUCUCCCGCAGUCGAUUCGUGCCUGGUUGCUGAUGUUCUUUAACGUGGUUGGCGUGUUCGUUGUCAUUGGCAUCUCUACACCGGUCUUCUUGGCUAUCGUACCAGCGUUCCUCGUCCUCUACUAUCUCAUCCAGAAGUUCUACAUCGCAACGUCCCGCCAGCUGAAACGUUUGGAAUCGGUCACGCGCAGUCCGAUCUAUUCGCACUUCGGCGAGAGUAUCACCGGACAGAGUACUAUCCGGGCGUACAACCAACAGGACCGGUUCAUGAACGAAUCGGAACAGCGUGUCGACUACAAUCAGCUCACUUCUUACCCGAGCAUCAUCGCUAACCGAUGGCUUGCGGUGUGGCUUGAAGUGAUUGGGGCGUUUGUCGUGUUCUUUGCCGCCCUGUUUGCCAUGGUAGCUCGUGACUCGAUUGGGCAGGCGACGGUUGGAUUGUCCAUCAGUUAUGCACUCCAGAUUUCGGCUACCUUGAGCUUCCUCGUGCGCAUGACGGCUGAAGUCGAGACCAACAUUGUGGCCAUCGAACGGUUGGAGGAGUACACCGUGCUUCCCCGGGAGGCUGACUGGCAGAAGGGUACGGUCGAUAAGGCGUGGCCCGCGGAAGGAAAGGUCGAGUUCAAGGACUAUCAGAUCCGGUACCGUGAUGGACUCGAUCUGGUUAUUCGUGGCAUUUCUCUCAAUGUUCGAGGAGGAGAGAAGAUCGGUAUCGUUGGUCGUACUGGUGCAGGAAAGUCCAGUCUUACACUUGGUCUCUUCAGAAUUGUCGAAGCGGCCGGUGGACAAAUCAUCAUCGAUGGACUCGACAUUUCCUCCAUGGGACUCCAUCAGCUGCGCAGCCGGUUGACUAUCAUUCCUCAGGAUCCGGUUCUCUUCUCCGGAACGCUCCGAGCCAACGUGGAUCCAUUCAAGAGCUACAGCGACGAUCAAGUGUGGAAAGCACUGGAACUGUCCCAUUUGAAGACGUUUGUGAAAGGGCUUGCCGCUGGUCUGGACCACGAAGUGGCCGAGAACGGUGAGAAUCUUUCCGUCGGUCAAAGACAACUGAUCUGUCUGGCACGUGCUGUGCUGCGGAAAACGAAGGUGUUGAUCCUGGAUGAGGCAACGGCCGCGGUGGAUCUGGAAACGGAUGAUUUGAUUCAGAAAACUAUCCGCACGGAGUUCACCGACUGUACGAUCCUCACCAUCGCCCAUCGAUUGAACACCAUCCUGGACUCCGAUCGUGUCCUGGUCCUCGACAAGGGUCUCGUAGCCGAGUGUGACUCACCGCAGAACCUGCUCGCGAACAAAGAGUCGAUAUUCUACGGUAUGGCGAAGAACGCGGGCAUCGUUAGCUAG